Molecule: messenger RNA, 514 nt
Organism: Neopelma chrysocephalum (saffron-crested tyrant-manakin)
Lineage: Eukaryota; Metazoa; Chordata; Aves; Passeriformes; Pipridae
Product: fer-1-like protein 5
Exons: 2
Biological process (GO): plasma membrane organization; membrane fusion
Source: RefSeq, a predicted model, not a curated record
GACUGGAGUUGGAUGGGGAUGGGGACAGGGACAAGCACCUUAACCCUCCCACUGGGCACAGAUGCCCUUCGAGGGGCCCCCAGGGCACCCAAGGGUGACAUCUCCCAGGUGUCCCUGCAGGUGCUGGCCUGGGGGCUGCGGGGGCUGCGUGGGGCUGUGAGGGAACCCAGGCUGGAGCUGCAGUGGGAGGACCAGACCCUGUGGACUCCUGUGAUCAAGGAUUUCGCCUCCAACCCCAAUUUCCCCACCACCACCUUCCUGCUGACCCUGGCCCUGCCAGAGGAGGAGCAGUUGGUGCCCCCCAUUCGGCUGCGGGUGUGGGACAGGAGGAAUAGGAAGCUGGAGGUCCUGGUGGGACAGGGCUGCGUGCGGGGACUGGGCCAGUACCGCUGCAGGACCCCUGGCCUAGAGCAGUCCCCCCGCCAGGAGGAGCCCCCUGGCCCUGGAGACACUGGGACUGGCUCCUAUACGGUUGUGUCCAUGCCAGGUACUGCCCAUCCCUGCCCCAUACCUG